CUCACUUCUGCUUGGCUGUAUCACUGUUCUGGACUCCCGAUAUACCAAGGACUCUGAGUUGACUUGGGCUCAACGGAACGGAUACUCUGUGCUAGGCCAUGGGGCGGCUAAACGUCGACAUCGACGAUGAUACUCUCUUGAAAGCAUACAAGCUCUCCUCUAUAUCAGCAACACGAUGGGAAGAAGUGGACCAGGACACCGACAAUGCUGUACCCGGCAUUACUGGACCGGCGGAGAACGACACAGACCCGCUGGGCUUGGGAGCUACUAUCGACUUGCGGGAUAUGGAUGCGGAAACCAAGGCUGCGGUGCUCAUAACAUCCAAGUCGUUCAACCCCAAGACGUUCCUCUCCGUCGUGCAUCCGAAUGCGACAUAUCAAGAUCUCUCUGCAGCUAUCGCGCGCCUUCGCGCAUCGCUAGACUCACGCUCUGAAGCUAUCCGUGUGCUUGUCGAGGAGAACUUCGACAGAUUCGUCGCGGUGAAAGCAUCAACAGAUGCCUUGUACGCCGAGAUGAAGGAGGGUAUACUGGCAGAACAGACGGACUUCGCGUCGAAGCCUCUCAAAGAUCAUCUCAAAGCUGCUGCCCAGAAAGCAGAUCAGGUCUUCCUGCCUGUGCUAGAGAACGCUAUGAAGGCGCAGAAGCUGCGCACAACUCUUGGCGUGUUUGAUCGCUCCAAGUUCUUCUUCAAUUUGCCCAGUUCACUUGUGGAAUGCAUUGAAGCGGGGCGGUAUGAGGCAGCAAUGCGUGAUUACAAGAAGGGCAAGCUCCUGCUCGAGACUCGUCCUAAUCAACUUCUGCCAAUCGGCACCACGAAGGACGGUCAGGCAUCGGGAUCCGCCCAGCAACAGCAGAAACGGAUUCUUGACAAGGUAUGGGCAACCGUGGAGAGAGUCAUGGCGCAGAUGCGGAACGAGCUCCAAGUUCAACUACAAGAGCCCACGCGCAGCGUGGAAGAGCAAGAGAAGACGAUAGAGAUCUUAUGCGAGUUCAACACGUCCGACGAUCCAGCUUGGACAUACUUCGACGCGCAGCAUAAACAUAUCAUGCAGCAUAUGCGAGAAGCGUAUGCGACUGCCGUGAAAAGCAUCCAAGGCAUUGUCGACAAGUCCCCAGUGACUAGUCCUGACACCCUUUCCCUCAACCGUGAACUAGCGUCGCAGUUACAAGACUGCGUGUACGCUUUGGAGACGAAACAGCCCGACUCCGUCGUAGCGCAAUCCGGGGGUCAUGAAGUCUGGGAAGCGAUCCAAGUCUUGGUCAAGAACGUGUCUGAGGCCAUGCUGACACCUCUUCCCAACUUCUGGCGAAUAUCCAAGUCCUUCAUGGAUGGACGAUACCGGAAGACUGUACCUACCUCCUCUCGCCGUAGCCCGACACAAUGCCGGACCAUGGCGCUGGACAUCAUCAAGCUCUACAUCACCCUGCUUUCCGAGUUCUUCCUUUUCUCCGACAUGGCCGUCAUGUCCCCCGGCCGGAACACCACCCCACCCCUCUUCCCCAAGUGCUCCAACUCGCUCACCACCGCUCAUCAUUUGAUGAAACUUCUAGGCGAGAUCCAAGACAGCGUCAACGACGUGGCCGGGAUGGAUAUCUCCGGCGAGGCCACCUCAAGCUUGAAGAGCCUCCUGGAGAGCGCAAAGUGGAAGUUCGCCGACAUCCUCGUGAACGACUGGCUCCGAGAUGCGAACAUCUUCUACUACCUCGAGACAUGGAUCGGCUCCACCGUCGACCAGUACACGACGAUCUACCUCUCCCAGAUGCGCGCCUUCCAGAAGCAGAUCACGACGUGUGCCUUCAAGGUCGCCGGCGGCGUCGACCUGUCCUCCUCCGCGGCGUCCUCGUCGCGCCCGACGAAACAGAACCCGGUCCCAGCGGAGUUCGUCGCGAAGAUCACGAAGGCGUUCCUGGACUCGCUGUACGCGUUCCUCGACGGGAUGGUGCACUUGGCAUCGGACGAGAGCCCGACCGCGAGUGGGAUCAAGGCGCUGCCGCCACCACCGUCGACUGUGGUCCCGGGCACGAACCCACUUGAGCUAGUCAAGGUCGAAGAGGCUGAUACCCGUAUCCUGCUAGUAGUGUCUAACUUCGGACAUCUCAUGCGGGUUCUCAUCCCGAGCAUGAUCACCGAGCUCGAGACUGCAUUCAACAGCUCUAUGGCGGAAGACCGGAGGGCACUCAUGUCAGUCGUACAAGAGCUCGACAAGACGCUCUUCGAGAGCUACUUCAAGCCCAAGUCCGCCGCACUCACCGCGAUCGUCCGCGAUGGCAUCCUCGACCCGGGCAUGGACUGGUACGAGACGCCGCAGCCGAAGGAAAUUCGUCCAUACGUAUACGAGACGCUCAUGUUCCUCGUCGGGGUCCACGCGCAAGUGAGCGCGGCGGCCGCGCCGCUGCUCGAACGCACGCUCAACGCGCUCGUCGAGGACGUCGCGGAAGAGGCCCUCCGUUGUUUCCGCCAGGUGAAGCGCUUCGGCAUGGGCGGCAUGCUCCGGGCGACGCUCGAGAUCGAGUUCAUGCACCAGACGCUCUCGCGCUACGUGACGCCCUCCGCGGACGCGACGCUCUCGGAGCUGUACACGAAGAUCUCGCAGGCGUACGCGAAGCGCGCGGGCGACGAGAACCUGCAGGCGCACCUCGACGGCGUGAAGAAGACGCUCGCGGACGCGCGCCGCGCGACCGGCAUCGAGUUCCUCUGCUUCCGCCAGACGAAGGACCGCGCGAAGGAGCGCGUGCGUGGGGGCUCGGGCGACCAGCCAAGGGAGCGCGAGCGCGAGCGGAAGGAGAGGGGGGAGAGGGAGAGGAGGAGGGAGCCGAAGGCGAGUUAGGCAGAGGACGGAUGAACUGUAACGGAUGGGUGGUUGUAACUUAUCGAUACCAAUGUGAACUUCAUCG
Molecule: messenger RNA, 2895 nt
Organism: Trametes versicolor FP-101664 SS1
Lineage: Eukaryota; Fungi; Basidiomycota; Agaricomycetes; Polyporales; Polyporaceae
Exons: 16
Coding region: 99-2828 (909 amino acids)
Biological process (GO): exocytosis; Golgi to plasma membrane transport
Cellular component (GO): exocyst
Source: RefSeq, a predicted model, not a curated record